UGAAUGGAACAUCCUGAAAGUGGUUGGCUCGCGGGGCAGUAGCAACUGACAACAUCGCAGGGGGCAACUUCACUUCGCUUCACUUUACCGACCGACAGUUGGAAGAUACUUACCAUCAGCGUAUAUCCUCGUAAAUUCCCCCCGUCGUCAUUUAAUUACGCCAAAGCAAUGUUCAUUUUGAUAUUUCUCAAUUUGUUUUGAAGCGACACUCACUAAAAGAAACGCGGCUUGAAGUAGCAGGCUUCUGGUUUUUGGGAAUGCUUCCGAAGUCUGCCAGUAAAGAGCAGAGAGCGGCAGUCCUAUCUGUCAAUUCCCAUCUGAAGACAUGUUGUACUGGACUCUGCCUGACUGGAAAGUACUGCUGCUGAUUGUGCUUCUGUGGAACCGCCUCUCCGCUUUGGAGCUGAAACCCACGAGAUGGCCACUGUACUCACAAAAGCCUCUACUUCUCGCUUGGAAUGCCCCGACCGAGGACUGUGCCCCAAGACAUGGUAUUCACUUUCAGCUGGACCUCUUCCAGAUCGUGGCCUCACCCAAUGAAGGCUUUGUUAGGCAGAACCUCACCAUCUUCUACAAGGAGCGCCUGGGCUUGUACCCCUUCUUUAAGCCAGAUGAAACGGCGGUAAACGGGGGGCUGCCGCAGGUGGCUAGUCUCACGCACCACCUGGAUAAGAUGCCGGAGGGAGUGCAGAAGUAUAUACGGGAACCAGACGCCACGGGUCUGGCAGUUAUUGACUGGGAGGAGUGGCGCCCGCUGUGGAUACGUAAUUGGGAAAACAAAGAUGUUUACCGCAAACAUUCUCGUGAGUUGGUGCGUCAGAAGAACCCGAUAUGGCCUCCGGAACAGGUGGCAAAAGUAGCCCAGCAGGAGUUUGAGAUAUCUGCCAGGAAGUUUAUGUUGGAGACGCUGCGGUAUGCCAAGAACCUGAGGCCCAACCAGCUGUGGGGUUUCUACCUGUUCCCCGACUGCUACAAUCACGACUACAGACGCACUCUGGAGAACUACACAGGCCGCUGUCCUGACGUGGAGGUGGCCCGCAACGAGCGGCUGAAAUGGUUGUGGACUGAGAGCACGGCCCUCUUCCCUUCUAUCUACUUGGCCACUGUGCUACGUUCCUCAAACUCAGGACGUCAGUUUGUCAGGAACCGAGUAAAGGAGGGGAUGCGUUUGGCAUCAUCAGGCGAUGGGUUGGCACGUCCUGUCUUUGUGUACACCCGGCCCACCUACAUCAACUCCCUGGAACAGCUGACAGAGACUGACCUCGUCUCCACCAUCGGGGAGAGCGUGGCUUUGGGAGCAGCUGGAAUCAUCAUGUGGGGAGAUGCAGCUUAUGCAGGCAAAAAAGACAGCUGCUCUGACCUGGACACAUAUCUGCGGGGUCCGCUGAGUCAAUACCUCCUCAACGUUUCCACGGCAGCAGAGCUAUGCAGCCAGACCUUGUGUGGUUCUCACGGCCGUUGUCUGCGCAGAAACCCAGACAGUGAUGUUUACUUGCAUCUGAACCCCCUCCAUCACUCUAUCAUCACACUGGGCGGCAAGGCGAGGGUCAUCGGUGACCUCGGCGAUGAAGAGAAGACCAAUUUUCACACCAGCUUUCAAUGCCAGUGCUACAGCGGCUAUCAGGGCGUGGGCUGCGAUCAGAAAGACCCUCUGCACCAAAGAGGGACGGCAUGUCAAAUCGUGGCGUCAGCACUGCAGUGUGCCAUCUUACUGAUUAUCUCUGUGCUCCUCUUUUGAAAAACCAAAAUACUGACAUGGCUGCAUUUUAUAUGUCUAAAUACCGGCACACAUUAGACAGGAAUUGUAAGGAGUGAGGAGUGUCUUUUUUUUCUCUUUAUUUGCUGUAAAAUAUGGAUGACACAAGGUGAAAUUUUAUAAGAAACACUGUGGAAAUUGCAAAGUUAUAUUUGUUUAUAACUUUUAAUCUUUUUUUAAACAUCGGAGGGCUCGCUGGAAAUGACCUUGUUUACAUUUUGCUCUCUGUUUCCCCUCAGUCACUGUUUCCCAAGGUGUCAAAUUCCAUGUUUCUCAUAGUGAUGAUGGUUUUUUCAGGGGGGAAAUGUGCCGAAUGAGUCGAGUUGGUAGGCGUGUGGUGAAAGUGGAAUUGAUGCACUUAAAUCUGGUGAUAGCACAAUGUAUCUGAAGUGCCUGAUCUUUUUUCAACAUCGACCUCUCUUUGACAUCUGAUGUUCCUCUGGAGGCAGUUGCAGUAUUACUAUUUAUUUGAAUGUAUUUUUAGGUGUUUUAUAUGAUAUUUUCUUAUUUUUGUGUCCAAAACAUGACUACUAGUU
Molecule: messenger RNA, 2292 nt
Organism: Epinephelus moara (kelp grouper)
Lineage: Eukaryota; Metazoa; Chordata; Actinopteri; Perciformes; Serranidae
Product: hyaluronidase-2-like
Exons: 4
Coding region: 326-1738 (470 amino acids)
Biological process (GO): hyaluronan catabolic process; carbohydrate metabolic process
Molecular function (GO): hyaluronoglucuronidase activity; hyalurononglucosaminidase activity
Source: RefSeq, a predicted model, not a curated record